Hippoglossus stenolepis (Pacific halibut) is the source of this 2281-nucleotide messenger RNA. RefSeq names its product cytohesin-3. Gene Ontology annotation, biological process: regulation of ARF protein signal transduction. The coding region runs from base 16 to 1314 and encodes 432 amino acids. Lineage: Eukaryota; Metazoa; Chordata; Actinopteri; Pleuronectiformes; Pleuronectidae. The record is from RefSeq and is a predicted model, not a curated record. Gene Ontology annotation, molecular function: guanyl-nucleotide exchange factor activity. The transcript is spliced from 13 exons.
GGGUGUAGCGUAAGUAUGAAGUCUCUGCGGUGUCACAGCUGUCAGAAUGGCAGCGCCAGCCCUUUUCUCACUCUGACACAGUUUGUUUCCUGUGCACUUGCUCAGUCGCUCUGCACCAUUAAAAACAUGGCCAUACGCAGAAAAGACAGCUUCCUCUGGGGAAAAGCUCCACCACCGAUUCUGUCCCCGGCUGAGAGGAGGCCGGAUGAAACCUUGAAGCUGCUGGAUGACAUUCAGGUGAAGCUGAGGCUGGAGAUCGAUCACGUCACACCUGAAAUCCACAGCUCUGAGCAGACUAAAAAUGUUGUGAGGAACAGAAGAUUCUUACGAGGAAAAAAGAAAUUCAACAUGGACCCCAAAACUGGUUUCAAAUACCUGGUUGAAAAUGACCUGCUGGAGUGGCGAGCAGUGUCUGUGGCCGAGUUUCUUUACAAAGAGGAGGGACUGAACAAGACGGCUAUUGGAAACGUUCUGGGGGAGAGGGAGGAGAUGCAUCUGGAGAUACUGAAAGCCUUCGUGGAGUUGCAUGAAUUCUCAGACCUGAAUCUGGUGCAGGCACUAAGGCAGUUUCUGUGGAGCUUUCGUCUCCCGGGAGAAGCUCAGAAGAUUGACAGGAUGAUGGAGGCGUUUGCAACUCGCUACUGUGACUGUAACCCAGGGGUCUUUCAGUCCACAGACACCUGCUACAUCCUGUCCUUCGCCAUCAUCAUGCUCAACACGAGUCUCCACAACCCCAGCGUGAAAGACAAACCCACUCUGCAGCUAUUUGUUACUAUGAACAAAGGCAUCAACAACGGGGAGGACCUGCCCUCCGAGCUGCUCGCGAAACUGUAUGCGAGCAUCCGCAGCGAGCCGUUUAAAAUCCCAGAGGAUGAUGGGAACGACCUGACGCUGACGUUUUUUAAUCCAGACAGAGAGGGCUGGCUAGUUAAAAUGGGUGGCCGUGUUAAAACGUGGAGGAGGAGGUGGUUUAUUUUGACAGACAGCUGCCUCUACUAUUUUAAAUACACCACAGAUACAGAUCCGAUUGGGAUUAUUCCUCUGGAGAACCUGAGCAUCAGGAAGUCACAGGACACAAGUAAACCGUAUUGUCUGGAGUUAUAUAAUACCAAAGGACAAAAGAUCAAGGCCUGCAAGACGGAGAACAAAGGCCGAGUGGUGCAGGGUAAACACCAGUCCUAUAAGCUGAGCGCCAGCAGUGCAGAAGAACGGGACAACUGGUUGGACGCCAUCAGGGCAAGUGUCACCAAGGACCCUUUUUAUGACCUGGUGUCUUCACGUAAGAGGCGGCUCAUCAACAACACGUCCUCAUAGGACCGAAACAGACCUCAGUGGAAACGACGAGUUCAUGGACAUGUUUUUAUUGAUGAAACAUUCUGGGCUUUUAUGACACAGAUUGUUCAGGAAAAACUAAAACUGAAUUACACAGCUUUUCACAUAUAUGUACAAACCGGGAAGUGACACUUCAGUGAACUAUUUGUAGCUCAUGGUGUGAUGCUUCCACUUACUUCUGCAAACUGCUCGCACUACUGCUCCGGCCUCAGGGGCUGACGCAGAUACCAAGGGGCCCCAGGGGGCCACCGGGGGUCAGAAGGUGGCCGUAGUGGUUGGAGUGUUAGUAUCAUGGAUUGAUAACUGAACUGUGUGCAGGACCAGAGGCCCGGAGACCCUCCAACCAAGCCCAAGGAGCCGUACAGCCAGUAAACAAGAACACAAAAUGACUCCAUGGAGAUGCAAACAAACAAACAGACACAAAGCUACAAACAACCAUAAAUAAACAAAGUGAUGCAACAUAUUAACAAAUAAUGACUAGACACUAAACAACCACAAAUACACAAAGAACAGAUACAAGUUACACAAAGGGAUGUAAAAUGACCAAAAAGACAAAAACUUACUACAAAAUGAAAAAUAAAUACUAUAUAGAGACACAAAAGUACAAAAUUAUGCAAAAUGUUCACAAAUUAUAAGAAAAUGCUCUUGCAUUAUGAAGGUAUGGCCUUUCUGCAUGUCUGUGUCCAGGAGCAUCAUGUAUAAUAUACUUUGUCCAUAGCUGUAGUGUAACUGAAGAUAUAAACAGCAGAUAUUUACUGAUAUUGAUUCAAUUAAAGUUAUUUAUUUCAUUUAUGACCCAACUUGUUGAAAGAUCUAAUGAGGAUCAUACAUGUUCACCUGCAGAAUUACAUUUUAUGUAGAUAUAUUCUUUUAACAUAAUUUCAAUGUAUUGUAUAAUUUAAUUUACAGGGAAUCAAUGAUUUUUGUAUAAUAAAGUGGUUUAUUCUCA